UUUCUUUCCUUCCUUCAGAAAAAAUAAAGAAACAAAAGGUUUGAACUUUUAUUUUUGCUGCUUCUGAUUCUGAUUCUGCACGUAUAUCAAAAUGUCUACCCAAUUAAAAAACCCUAUCUUUAUUGCUCUCUGCAUACUCUUUUGAGUUAUAAAAAAAAGAUAUAAAAAGAAGGAUUGAAAAAAAAAGGGAGGGAAAUAGGAGGAGGAAUCAAGGGUGGGAUAUAUGUCCUUCAAUCAAUCAAGGUCCGAUAAAAGCGAGCAACAGUACCGAAAAUCCGGGCGAUCCGCAAGCUUUAAUCAGCAGCGGUCAUCCUCAGGCGCUUACGGUAAGGGUGCUGGCGGCGUGCCUGCCCCUUCACCGUCUCUUUCUUCAUCUUCCAGUCGAAGUUUUAAGAAGUCUAACAAUGCACAAGGAGGGCAAUCUAGAGGAACUUCACCUGCUGUGAAUUCUAGUAACGCGAAUUCUGGUAAUGCUCCUGCUGGCCAUAAUGUACAAAAUGGUGCGCAUGUACAGUCCCAGUUACAGGGAGCAUCUGAUGCAGCGAUUGCAAGUGGUACUGCCAAGCCGACUGAAUCGGCCACCAGUCAGAGAAGCACCCGAGCUAUUCCAAAGGCUCCAACUUCUCAACCUGCCACCAUGAGUUCUGAUAGUAAUAACCCCACGACUCCGAUUAAGGCUUCAGGAGAUGCAUCAAAAGCGUUUUCUCUACAGUUUGGGUCCAUAAGUCCUGGUUUCAUGAAUGGAAUGCAGAUUCCAGCUAGAACUAGCUCAGCACCCCCAAAUUUGGAUGAGCAGAAACGUGAUCAGGCAUGCCAUGAUUCUUCUUUUAGAUCUGUACCGGAUAAGCCAACUCCUGCUCCUAAACAGCAGCAACCAAUAAAUGAUUCAGUUGCAACUGUUCCAUCUAAAUCCGGGGAGGCUCAUCCAGCACCCAAGGUCAAAAAAGAUGCACAAGCCUCUGUGGCAUCCCCCACAAACCAGCCACAGAAGCCAUCCCUUCUUAGUUUGCCCUUGAACCCUAUACAGAUGCCAUUUAAUCACCAGCCACAGGUUUCCAUGCAAUUUGGGGGACCUAGUCCGAUUCAGUCUCCUACUUCAAUUCAAAUGCCAAUGCAUAUACCUAUGGGAAAUGCACCUCAGGUGCAGCCACCAGUUUUUGUUCCAGGUCUUCAGGCUCAUCCAUUAUCACCUCAGGGAAUGAUGCAUCAGGGUCAGGGCUUAAGCUUCUCGCCACCCAUAGGUGGGCAGCUUCCUCCCCAUUUGGGCAACUUGGGAAUGGGUAUCGCCCCUCAGUAUCCUCAACAGCAGGGAGGGAAGUUUGGUCUUCCUCGUAAAACUACCCCUGUCAAGAUUACUCAUCCUGACACUCAUGAAGAAUUAAGGCUUGAUAAACGAACAGAUACCUAUCCAGAAGGUGGGCCAUCAGGUCCAAGGUCUCAUCCUAAUGUGCCUUCUCAAUCCCAGUCAAUUCCGUCAUUUGCACCUUCACAUUCAAUCAACUAUUAUUCCAAUUCCAUGUUUUAUCCGCCACCAAGUUCUCUUCCAUUUUCUAGUAGCCAGAUAUCACCUAAUGCCCAAGGGCCGAGAUUUAACUAUCCUGUUAGCCAGGGUCAUCAGAACAUUUCUUUUAUGAACUCAGCAGCAGCCCAUGGUUCAGUACCAGGUUCAGUACAGGUUACAGUUAAGCCAGCCGCUGUUUCUCUUGGAGAAAGGGUUGCAGAUUCCUCGUUGUCAAGCAGCUUACCAGCUGUUGAAAAGGGGAGCACUGUACAGCAGCCAAAACCUGGAACUGAAUCUUUAACAUCCAAGUCGUUAUCAGCUGCAGCUAAACAUUCCAGGGUGGUUCCAGCAACUAACUUGGAUGAAAGCCUGCCAUCUAACUCUGUAUCCUCUGCCCCAGCUGCCACAUCUGAGGAGUCUAUGCUAGUCAUUGCCAGUAACGAAGGCAGGAAGGAGAGUUUGGUUAAGUCCAUCUCUAUAAAAGAUCAUCAGAAGAAAAUGAGCAAGAAAGGACUUAUUCAGCCAACAAAUCAGUCUACAUCAGCAACCAGUGUGGCUUCCCACACUGCAGAGCACGGUAUUUCCUCCGGCAGUGCAGUUUCUGAAACUAUUGAGGCUAAAACAGCUCUAACAUCAUCAUCAGCUGUUAAGGAUGAUUCAGCUCCUUCCGUGGAGCUGAAGACAGAAAGCAAGAGAGAAGACUUAACCUCUGUUUCAUCUGAUGUUUCUGGUACUGGAAGUAAUGUUGAUAGCUUGAACAUGGUUCAGGAUGAGCAACUGAAACCUGAAACUAGUGGAAUCAAGGGUGAAGAAGGAAAAACUUUACUUGAAGAGCACUUAACAGAUAAUGCUACUCUGGAGAUUUCUUCUCAACCAGCUCCCCUGAACUCUAAGGAGCUUAAGUCUAAUAAGGGACCUGCCUUGAAGGCAAUAGCUACCAGCAAUGUUCCAACCUCAGGAACUUCACAGAAGGUUCUGACUGAAGAUGUAGGGGGUAACUUAGAAAAUGAGAGAGUCACUGAUAGUAGGGAUGUCUCUCCCUCUAGAACUGCUGAAACUACAGAUUUUAAAGGUUCUCACGUUGAUAAUACCAUUGCUUCUGCUGCUGGUAGCAAUGAAAUCACUGUUACUAAAUCUUUUGCAUCAGACCAGCAGUUUGAUCCUGUCCUAGCUGUUGAUCUCUCAGAACCAACUUCAAAAUACGAAAGGGAAGGUGUUCAGGUGCCUAGUUCAAACAAAACUGUGCCAGAAGUCGGUAGGACAAAAAGUAAUACAACUAGAGGGAAGAAAAAAAGAAAAGAAAUUCUUCAGAAAGCAGAUGCUGCUGGGACAACUUCUGAUCUCUAUAUGGCAUAUAAAGGCCCUGAGGAGAAGAAAGAGACAGUAGCAAGUGCAGAAAGCAAUUCUGUCGGUCUUAAUUUGAAGCAGACAUCUCGUGAGACCCCUCAUGCAGAUGCCAUACAAAGUGAGAAAAUUGCACACAAAAAAGCUGAACCAGAUGAUUGGGAAGAUGCUGCUGAUAUCUCUACAACAAAAUUAGGAACUUCAGAUAAUGGUGAAAAGGCUCAUGGAAGGCUUGGGAAUCAUGAGAAAGAUGGAAGUGGAAAUAUAGCAAAGAAGUAUUCCAGAGAUUUCCUGCUUAAGUUUGCAGAAAAGUGUACUGAUCUUCCAAAUGGAUUUGAGAUUGCUUCUGAUAUUGUAGAGGCCUUGAUGGUUACCAAUACCAAUUCCAAUGCUUCUCACUUUGUUGAGCGUGAUUCAUACGGUAGUUCGGGAAGAAUAAUGGAUAGACAAUUCAGUGGAUCUCGACAAGAUUGCCGUGCUGGUGGAAUGGCUGAUGAUGACAGAUGGAUUAGACAAUCUGGUUCUUUUGGCCCUGGAAGGGAUUUGCGCCUUGAUCUUGGUUAUGGUGCUGCUGCAGGUUUUCGGCCUGGUCAAGGAGGAAACUUUGGUGUUCUUCGGCACCCACGUGGGCAAGCACCUCUGACAUAUGUUGGAGGGAUCCUUGCUGGCCCAAUGCAACCUAUGGGUCCACAAGGAGGUAUGGCACGCAAUAAUCCUGAUUCAGACAGAUGGCAGCGAGCUUCUAACUAUCAGCAAAAGGGGUUGAUUCCUUCUCCACAAACUCCUUUGCAGAUGAUGCACAAAGCUGAAAGGAAGUAUGAAGUGGGUAUAAUAACUGAUGAGGAAGAAUCCAAGCAAAGACAAUUGAAAGCCAUUUUGAACAAACUAACUCCACAAAACUUUGAGAAGCUCUUUGAGCAGGUAAAAGCAGUAAACAUUGACAACGCAGUUACACUCACUGGUGUUAUCUCACAGAUCUUUGACAAAGCUUUGAUGGAGCCUACUUUCUGUGAAAUGUAUGCGAACUUCUGUUAUCAUCUGGCAGGAGAGUUACCUGAUUUUAGUGAAGACAAUGAAAAGAUAACUUUCAAGAGAUUGCUACUGAACAAGUGCCAAGAGGAAUUUGAGAGAGGAGAGAGAGAACAAGAAGAAGCAAAUAAAGUUGAGGAAGAGGGUGAGGCUAAGCAGUCUGAAGAGGAAAGAGAGGAGAAGAGAAUAAAGGCACGAAGACGAAUGUUAGGUAACAUUAGACUUAUUGGGGAGUUGUACAAGAAGAAAAUGUUAACUGAGAGAAUAAUGCAUGAAUGCAUCAAGAAACUACUUGGUGAGUAUGAGAAUCCUGAUGAGGAAGAUGUUGAGGCAUUGUGCAAAUUAAUGAGUACGAUUGGAGACAUGAUUGACCAUCCAAAAGCAAAGGUGCAUAUGGAUGCUUAUUUUGAAAGGAUGACAAAGUUGUCAAACAAUAUGAAACUGUCUUCUAGGGUUAGAUUCAUGUUGAAGGAUGCCAUUGACCUGAGAAAGAAUAAAUGGCAACAGAGGAGGAAAGUUGAAGGACCUAAAAAGAUUGAGGAAGUGCAUCGAGAUGCUGCUCAAGAGCGCCAAGCACAAACCAGUAGGCUUGCUCGUGGUCCUGGCAUCAAUGCUGGUACAAGAAGAGCACCCAUGGAUUUUGCUCCACGAGGGUCUAUGUUAUCUUCCCCUGGCUCUCAGAUGGGUGGUUUUAGAGGGCCACCCACCCAAGUUCGUGGAUUUGGUGGUCAGGAUUUUCGCAUGGAUGACAGGCAGUCUUUUGAGGCUAGGACUGUGUCAGUUCCCUUGCCUCAAAGACCAAUGGGUGAUGAUUCUAUUACUUUGGGCCCCCAGGGAGGUCUUGCUAGAGGAAUGUCUUUUAGAGGACCACCGGGGGUAUCCAGUGCUCCCUUAGCUGAUGUUCCUCCAGCUUCAGGAGAUUCAAGAAGAGUAGCCACUGGUUUGAAUGGUUUUAAUGCUCCCUCCGAGCGAACUACUUAUGGUUCGAGGGAGGAUCUGAUUCCAAGAUAUGGAACAGAUAGAUCUGCAGUGCCUGCUACUUAUGACCACUUGAGCUCCCAGGAAUGUGGCCUGAAUUUUGGUAACAGGGGUCCUGAUAACAGCUUUGAUAGAUCUUCUGCAGCUUCUGCCACAGGCCAAAGAUCCAGUUUCACUCAAAAUGUUCCUCCAGAAAAGGGCUGGUCUGAGGAGCGUCUGCAUGAUAUGUCUAUGGCAGCAAUUAAAGAAUUUUACAGUGCUAGAGAUGAGAAAGAAGUUGCUUUGUGCAUCAAAGACUUGAAUUCUCCGAGCUUCCAUCCCUCAAUGAUUGCUCUUUUUGUAACGGAUUCUUUCGAGAGAAAAGAUGUUGAACGUGAUCUGUUGGCCAAGCUACUUGUGAAUCUGACAAAGUCUCAUGAUGGUGUGCUGAGCCAAGUUCAACUUGUUAAAGGGUUUGAAUCUGUUCUCAGCACAUUGGAGGACGCUGUAAAUGAUGCUCCAAAAGCUGCAGAAUUUCUUGGUCAAAUCUUUGCCAAACUGGUAAUGGAAAAUGUGAUAUCCCUGAAGGAAAUCGGGCAUUUAAUACAUGAGGGUGGGGAGGAGCUAGGGCGUCUUCUGGAAAUUGGACUUGCCGGGGACGUUCUUGGAAGCACACUGGGAGCAAUUAAAGCAGAGAAAGGAGAAAGUGUGUUUAAUGAAAUUCGAGCAAGCUCUGAUUUGCCACUGGAGGACUUUCGGCCUCCAGAUCCUAAAAAAUCAAGGUUAUUAGAAACUUUUCUUUAGAGGAUAAAGAAUAAUUUUGUAUUUUUGCUUAGAGAAGAAAUUCAAAGUCUAGUGCUUUAGGGUUUUGCUUAUGGGUUCAGGAUUUCUUCUACUAGGCUACCCUUUGGUAUUAUUAUUGUUAUUUCUUGGAAAUAUUCAAUGCAAUUAUGAAAUAUCAAAUUUUUAGCUUCCAAA
Molecule: messenger RNA, 5809 nt
Organism: Gossypium raimondii (Peruvian cotton)
Lineage: Eukaryota; Viridiplantae; Streptophyta; Magnoliopsida; Malvales; Malvaceae
Product: eukaryotic translation initiation factor 4G
Exons: 12
Coding region: 224-5635 (1803 amino acids)
Cellular component (GO): eukaryotic translation initiation factor 4F complex
Molecular function (GO): mRNA binding; protein binding; translation initiation factor activity
Source: RefSeq, a predicted model, not a curated record